This is a messenger RNA of Lodderomyces beijingensis, 3144 nucleotides long. The record is from the annotation of a GenBank genome assembly. NCBI's taxonomy places the organism in Eukaryota, Fungi, Ascomycota, Pichiomycetes, Serinales, Debaryomycetaceae.
AUGCCUGGUCUUACAGCAGAAGAAGAGAGAUUGAAAGAUAUCAAGUACAGACAAUGGGGUCCCUAUGUUUCGGAGAGGUCUUGGGGAACAGUGAGAGAGGAUUACAGUGCCGAUGGGAAUGCGUGGGACUCGUUCAGGUUCGAAGAUUAUGCCCGGGUAUCACGUUGGUCACAGGAUGGAUUGGCGGGUGUUUCCGACCGGAGGCAAUUGGUCAAUUUGACCAUGGCCUUGUGGAAUGGGAAAGACGACAUUUUGAAGGAGAAAUUGUACGGGUUGACUAACAACCAGGGAAACCACGGUGAAGACGUUAAGGAGUUGUACUACUAUCUCGAUAACACCCCGUCGCACUCGUACAUGAAGUACUUGUACAAAUACCCCCAGGGCAAGUUCCCCUACGAGCAAUUGAAGGAGGAAAAUGGCAAAAGAUCGAGGUUGGAGAGGGAAUACGAGAUCACCGACACGGGCUUGUUUGACAAUAACGAGUAUUUCGACGUUGUUUUUGAAAGUGCCAAGGACUCGCCCGAUGACUUGUACUUUAGAAUCACCGCCUAUAAUAGAAGCGACAAGCCUGCUCCCUUGCACAUCUUGCCCAACUUGGUGUUGAGAAACACCUGGCAUUGGGGUAUUGAAGACUCCCAAAACGAAGAGAAGCCGCACUUGAAACAGAUUGACGAUUACACAAUUGAAGUUGAAACUUCGAAAUUUGGCAAAAGGUACUUGUCGUUUGCUCCCUCGCCUGGCGUAACCGAUGACUCGCCCGAUGUCGAGCCCCAGUUGAUUUUUUCCGACAAUGAAACCAACACUAUGAAAUUGUACGGCCAAAAAAAUGAAAAUAAGUACACCAAGGAUGCCUUCCACGAGUUGGUUGUUCACGAUAACAAGGAAGCGGUGAACCCGGACAAGGAAGGGACCCAGGCGGCAGCGUGGUAUGUCUUUGACGAGAAUGGGGGAGUUCCACCGGGGGAUUACGUGACCAUCCGGUACAAAUUCACCAAGGAAAACAGCGAAGUUGACGAGUACAAGUUGGACCAGAUUUUCAGUAAGCGUCAGAAUGAAGCCGACCAGUUUUACUGGAAGGUGUCGCCGUUGCCAAUUAGUGACGAGUUGAGACGGAUUCAAAGAUAUGCCUUUGCCGGUCUCUUGUGGUCGAAGCAAUUUUACCAUUUUGUUCACAACUAUUGGGCCUACGGUGACCCAAACACGAUGAGACCUCCCGUAAACAGAGCCAAUGGUAGAAACAAAGAGUGGAGCCAUUUGUACGUUGACGACAUCUUGUCACUUCCCGAUAAAUGGGAGUACCCCUUUUUCGCCGCUUGGGACACGGCGUUCCAUUGCAUUCCCUUUGCCAUGAUUGACCCGUGGUUUGCCAAAAACCAGAUUGACUUGUUGACUAGGGAAUGGUAUAUGCAUCCAAAUGGGCAAAUCCCGGCCUAUGAGUGGAACUUUAGCGAUGUCAAUCCUCCCGUGCACGCGUGGUCCGCAUACAGAAUCUUCAAAAUUGAAAGAAAGAUGUAUGGACGUGAGGAUAUCGACUUUUUGGAAAAAGUUUUUCAAAAAUUGAUGCUCAACUUUGCAUGGUGGGUCAAUAGGAAAGAUGCCGAUGGCCACAAUGUGUUUGAAGGAGGCUUUUUGGGGUUGGAUAACAUUGGGGUAUUUAACCGGUCCGAGGCCUUGCCAACUGGAGGGAGUUUGGAGCAAGCUGACUCCACUGGAUGGAUGGCUUUCUUUUCCUUGCAGAUGUUGAACAUUGCGUUGGAGUUGGCAAAGACUAGACCAGUUUAUGAAAAUAUUGCAUCUAAAUUUUUUGAGCAUUUUGUCAUUAUUGCCGAUGCAAUGACAUUUAGAGGCGCUGAAGGUGAUGAAGGAUCGACGAAAAACUCGUUGUGGGACGAAAAUGAUCAGUUCUACUAUGAUGCUAUUCGAUACGGAGACCACUACACGCAGUCGUUACCGGUGAGAUCCUUAGUUGGCUUGAUCCCACUUUACGCUUCGUUGACUUUGGAGCCCGAGUUGUUGGAUAGAUAUCCAUCUUUUAAAAAGAGACUCAACUGGUUCCUUGAGCAUAGGAAGGAUAUGGCAGGAAGAAACAUUGCCUCGAUGGAAGCACGGGGUGUUGGUGAGAGGUUGUUGUUGUCGUUGGUGUCAAAGGAAAGACUUGUUGCCAUCUUGCACAGAAUGUUGAAUGAAGAUGAAUUUUUGUCCCCCUAUGGUAUCCGGUCCAUGUCCAAAUACCACAAGGAUCAUCCAUUUGUGAUGGAAGUUAACGGGGAGACUUUUAAAGUUGAAUAUUUGCCAGGCGAGUCUGACUCGGGUAUGUUUGGUGGUAAUUCAAACUGGAGGGGUCCCAUUUGGUUCCCCACCAAUUUCCUUCUUGUUGAAGCAUUGCAGAGGUUCUACUUGUACUAUGGCCCCGAUUUGAAAGUUGAAUGUCCCGUUGGCUCGGGCGAGUAUUUGAACUUGGCUCAAUGCGCUCAGGAGAUCCAGCAUCGUAUGAUCCACUUGUUCUUGCCUGACGAGUCCGGCAACAGAGCCUGUAAUGGAGACGACAAGUUAGUCAACACCGAUCCGUACUUCAAAGACUAUGUUCCAUUUUACGAGUACUUUGACGGUGACACUGGAAGAGGGUUGGGAGCUUCUCAUCAAUGUGGCUGGACUGCAGUGGUUGCCAAGUGGAUCCACGAUAACGGUGUCACGUGCAGGAUACCAAAAACGCCUAGAACGCCGCUUAAGAAGAAGGGCAGCUCGAGUUUGCUCCAUGACUCUGAAGCCUCGGAUGAACACAUUCAAAAAUUCAUACCCAAGUCCGGUCCAUUUUCAGGUAAGCUUGUGAGAAGAAAGUCCGGGAAAUCCUUGCUCAAUCUCACGGUGCAUGCGUUGGAUCUCGACAACGACGAAGAGGAGUCUCAGACCAGAGCUACGUUGGCCAGAACCGUGACCGGGUUAGACCACGGGGUCAAUGUCACGGACGAAAUAUUGAAGCGAGAAUUGACUGAAAUUCAAAGAACACAAUCGGGUGCUUCUGUAGAUUCCGAGUUUGAAGUUGACGAUAGUCUUUUGGACCAGGUCAAGGCUGCUUUUAAGAAAUACAAAUCGAGAACUGAAGAAGAUGAGGUAUCUGGUGAUGAAUUUGAAACUAGAUGCUGA